Molecule: messenger RNA, 3349 nt
Organism: Ziziphus jujuba (common jujube)
Lineage: Eukaryota; Viridiplantae; Streptophyta; Magnoliopsida; Rosales; Rhamnaceae
Product: protein phosphatase 2C 29
Exons: 4
Coding region: 240-2738 (832 amino acids)
Biological process (GO): protein dephosphorylation
Molecular function (GO): protein serine/threonine phosphatase activity
Source: RefSeq, a predicted model, not a curated record
CUCUCUCUCUCUCUACCCCUCUAUUCCCUCUCUGUUUUACUUUCCUUCUCACAUUCUCUCUCUUGAAGUUCUUUUUUAUAUUUUUAAUUUAUAAUUUUUUUUUUUUUUUUUUUUUUUUUGGGUUUCGCUUGGGACUUCGCCGGAAAAUCUUGGGUUCAGAAAAAAAAAAAAAGAAAAAAAGAGACAAAAUAUUUUCCUGGUAACCAAACGGGGGGGGAGGAAAUUUUGAAUCAAAUGUGAUGGGAGGCGGACUCUCGAGCGUGUUUCCGUGCUUCACAGCAGUGAACCGGAACAACAACAACAGCAACAACAACCAGUCGGAGCACCAUCUUCAACAUCACAAUCAGCUUCAACAGCAUCAGCAGGACUUGAUCUUCGCAGCCUCGGAGCCUCUGGACGAAACCCUAGGCCACUCCUUCUGCUACGUGCCAAGCUCGGCUCGCUUCGUUUCCCCAACUCAGUCCGAUCGCUUCCUUUCCCCUUCCCACUCGCUCCGAUUCUCUCCCUCUCACGAACCGGUUGGAGUGCCCAGGACCCGAUCCGGCCCGCCCGAGACCGUUUUCAAGACCAUCUCGGGUGCCUCCGUUAGCGCCAACACCUCCACUCCCAGGACUGUUCUUCAGCUCGAGAACAUCUACGACGAUGCCACUGAUUCCACUCUCGGUGGUGGUGUCGGGUGUGGCGUCAGGGGUAGUAUCGUCAAUGGCUUCGAGAGUACGUCGUCGUUUAGUGCCCUUCCUCUGCAGCCCGUUCCCAGAGGAGGAGGCGAGCCCUCCGGCCCAAUGGAGCGGGGCGGGUUCUUCCUCUCCGGUCCAAUCGAGCGUGGAGCUCUCUCUGGUCCUCUUGACGCCAACGCGGCUGGACAUGACGGCGGCGGCGGCGGCGGAGGGGUCCAUUUCUCUGCUCCGCUCGGUGGUCUUUAUGUGAAAAAGAAGCGGAAGAAGGGCAUUUCCGGGAUUCGGAAGGCUUUCUACAGGAACUUCUCGGAGAAGAAGAGGCCGUGGGUGGUUCCGGUCUUGAAUUUCGUGGGCCGAAAAGAGGGUUCGGCCGCCGGAGACGAGUCGGAGGUGAAGAGCGAGAGCAAUGUGCAGUGGGCGCUUGGUAAAGCUGGGGAGGAUCGUGUACAUGUGGUCGUAUCGGAAGAGCAAGGUUGGUUAUUCGUUGGGAUUUAUGAUGGGUUCAACGGCCCUGAUGCGCCCGAAUUCUUGAUGGGUAAUCUUUACCGCGCCGUUUACAAUGAGCUUCAGGGGCUGUUUUGGGAGGUCGACGAAGCUAACGACGACCACCCACGACCACCACCACCACCGCCACCGUUUGUAGAAGCUGUUGCAGAGAGUGCAGUGAUCGUAGAGAAGGAGACUAACCACCCAUUAGAGAUUAAAGAGGACUCCCAGAUUCUGCCUCCUGCUGAUGAUGAUCGAGCAGGGAACGGGGCUAAGCGAGUGACAUUUCAAUCGGAGGGGCAAACAACAACAACAACAACAACUGAGUCUGAGAAGACGGAGACGGAGACGGGUAAUAAUAGGAGGCGGCGGCUUUGGGAAUUUCUUGCGGAGGCUGAAGCGGAGGACGGGCUUGACCUUUCGGGUUCCGAGAGAUUCGCAUUUUCCGUCGAUGAUGCGCUUAGCGUCAGCAAUGGCGGCUCUGCUGUGAGUAGACGGUGGCUGUUAUUGUCGAAAUUGAAACAGGGUUUAUCGAAGCACAAGGAAAGUGCUGGUCAUGGUAGGAAGUUUUUUCCAUGGAGGUUUGGUUUGGAGGACAAAGAGAAGGUCGAGGUUGAUAAUAGAGCAGAGGAGACGUCUGCUCAGACGGGUCGAAAACGGAAGGAGGGUCCGGUCGAUCACGAAUUGGUUUUGAGUGCAUUGUCAAGAGCUCUCGAAGUGACUGAGCUCGCAUAUUUGGAGAUGACUGAUAAGGUUCUUGAUACGAAUCCGGAGCUGGCCCUCAUGGGUUCGUGUUUGUUGGUGGUGUUGAUGAGGGACGAGGAUGUGUAUGUGAUGAAUGUUGGGGAUAGCCGAGCUAUCGUUGCGCAUUAUGAGCCGGAGGAAGUUGGUUCCAGUGUGGAAUCUAGAGGGCGGAGGGAUAAUGGGUCAGGAGGAGGCGUGGAGGGUAUAAUUGAGGAAGCUUCCGCAGAGGGUGAAAGGGCAAUCAAGGUGGAAAAUGAGGCUUCCGAGCAGACCAUGAGAUUGACUGCGUUGCAGCUGUCCACCGAUCAUAGCACGAGUAUUGAGGAAGAAAUAAUAAGAAUCAAGAAUGAACACCCAGACGACAAUCAUUGCAUUGUUAAUGAUAGAGUCAAAGGCCGUCUUAAGGUUACCAGAGCAUUUGGAGCAGGAUUUCUAAAACAGCCCAAGUGGAAUGAUGCUUUAUUGGAAAUGUUUCGGAAUGAAUACAUUGGUACCGCACCAUACAUAUCCUGCUUACCUUCUCUACGUCAUCAUAAACUCUAUCCUAGAGAUCAAUUCUUAGUCCUAUCGUCAGAUGGUUUGUAUCAGUACUUGACGAAUGAGGAAGUGGUUUCUCAAGUGGAAAAUUUCUUGGAGAAGUCUCCAGAUGGAGACCCUGCGCAACACCUGAUAGAGGAGCUUCUGUUCCGUGCAGCAAAGAAAGCUGGAAUGGAUUUUCAUGAAUUACUGGACAUUCCACAAGGAGAUCGGAGGAAGUACCAUGAUGAUGUUACUGUCAUGGUUAUAUCACUUGAAGGAAGAAUUUGGAAGUCAUCAGGGAAGUACCUAUGAAAACUUUAUACAAAAAUCCAUCUUCCAUACAGGUGUUAUUGCAGUACAAUUUUCAGGAAGAGAUAUUUUGCAAGCAGUAAGGAAAGCUUUGCUGCUGAUCAAUUUCCUUGGUCCAUUUAGUCCCUUUUUUCUUUUUUCCUUUUCCUACAGCAUAAGCAUACAGCUAAUAGGGGAAACUCAGAUGGUAUUGGCAAAAAGGCUGAUGUUAGAUAUUAUAAAAACUUGAAUAGAUGCAAAAAAAUUUGGUUUCAGGACGAAAAUGAUAAUUUGCUGAUGGGGUUGUUGGGAAAUGUUCUUUAGGGGGAAAUUUUUUUUAUUUUAUUUUCAUUUUUUAGACUUCAUUUGGGUAAAAAAAAAACGUGAAAAGAAAGCAAGAAAUAUUGCGUAGGUUCAGGCUUUUUCUAUUUUGUUCUAUUUUUUUCCCCUCUCCUGUUUCUUUUUUGCAAGUAGAAACAAAAGUCUGUAAAUUGGUGGGGUUACAAAUUUUACUUGCUGGUCUUAGAGCAUUCUCUUGGCAAUGCUGAGCAUCUGUAAUUUUGAAGGUGGGUUUUCCACCACUGCGGAUUACAAGACUUGGAAAAUUUUACCAACAUCCCUGUGGUUAAUUUUUA